Molecule: messenger RNA, 3513 nt
Organism: Penicillium salamii
Lineage: Eukaryota; Fungi; Ascomycota; Eurotiomycetes; Eurotiales; Aspergillaceae
Source: the annotation of a GenBank genome assembly
AUGGAGGCCGACUGGGAUGAGCUGUCGCGUAUCCCGGUGCCACCACCGACGGCGCAUGGCCUACCGACUGUGGCCACGGCGAUUGCAUUUGAUGAUAUGAUGGAACUUCUUUGGACAGGCAAUGAAUAUGGCAGGUUAUCUUCAUUUUACGGACCAGAGCUACAGCGCUAUACCUCUGUGCGAGCACAUCCACCAUCAGAGGGCUCAGUACGACAGAUCAUCUUUCACGAGCGAGGCGUGAUUUCGUUGUCUUCCAAGAGUGUACACAUGAUAUCGCGGAGAGGGUUGACGCAGUGGCAUCUUACGCAUGAUGAAAUGGUCGAUCUACGCUGUAUGAGCUUUACAGCCCAGACAAAUCGAAUCAUAGUCGCAGGAUGCCAACGAGUCAUGUUCACGGUGGACAUCGACAAAGGUACGAUUGUCGACAAGCUGCCGACAGAGUACAAUUACACAAUGAUGAAGAAGAGUCGGUAUCUCUGCGCCGCAACAGACACGGGCUCAGUCAACGCACUUAGCCUGGGAGACUUUAGUGUUGUCAAAUCAUGGAAAGCCCACGGAACAGCUGUAAACGACAUGGAUGCGCGAAACGAUUUGCUCGUCACCUGCGGCUUUUCUGCCCGCCACCUUGGGGCACCAAUCGUGGACCCGCUAGCCAAUGUGUAUGAUUUGAAGACUCUGACCCCAUUACCUCCGAUUCCAUUCCAUGCAGGGGCAGCAUAUGUACGCAUGCACCCCAAACUUCACACGACGAGUUUCGUGGCGUCACAAACAGGCCAGCUUCAAGUCAUAGACCUGAUGAACCCCAACUCUGUGAACCUGAGGCAAGCAAAUGUCACAUUGAUGCUCGGUAUUGACUUAUCACCUUCGGGAGAAGCCUUGGCCAUUAACGAUGCCGAAGCCUCCAUACAUCUGUGGGGCUCGCCAGCGAAGGUUCAUUUCAAUGAAAUGAGCAAAGAGGCGGAGUUUGCAGAUGUCCCCACACGACCUGCCCAGGUAGAUUGGUCACCUGAAACCCCACUGAGCAUGGCUGGCAUGCCAUACUACCACGAACGUCUUUAUUCAGCAUGGCCAAGCCACUUGGUCUUCGAAGUUGGCGAUCCGCCUGCUCCGUUAGAUCAAUCUCUCUUGCCAUAUCUACGUCCUGCAGAAAUGGGCCAUCACGCUCCGAACCCACGCAAGACUCGUCGGUACCAAGCGGAAAACACCCGUGCUAUGACCACGGCGGAGCCAGCACUCAUUGCCCCAAAGUUCCUGAGCGAGAAGGCUCGAGAAUACAGCAAAUCGGACGGCUUGGUUGGCGACACUGCAGAAGCACUUGCAGGCGCCAAAAUCAACGGAGAGAGCGACGACGACCCGCUCUUGAAAUAUAGCAACGUUGAAAUCAAAUACAGCCGAUUUGGCGUUGAUGAUUUUGAUUUCCGCUUCUACAACAAGACCUCAUUCUCUGGCCUCGAGACUCACAUUGCUAAUUCCUUCAUCAAUUCCCUCCUUCAACUCCUCAAAUCCAUCCCUUUGUUCCGAAAUCUUGCGCUGAACCAUGCAGCCGGAUCAUGCAUCUUUGAGCACUGUCUUCUUUGUGAACUUGGCUACCUAUUUGAUAUGCUUGAGAAAGCAAGUGGUCAAAAUUGUCAAGCCACGAACCUUCUCAAGACGUUCAGCAGUUUCCGAGAAGCCUCUAAUCUGGGGCUCUUGGAAGAAAACCUCACCAACAAAUCCCUCUCGACUGCUAUUCAGGCCGUCAAUCGUUUCUUCUUGACCCAGAUUGCUCAUGACUUCCGCAUGACCCAACCGAGCUCGGAAGAUCUUGACCAACGCCUUGCCACCAUAGCAUCCGAAUCCAUUCGGUGCAUGUAUUGCCAAAAUGAGAUUGUGCGACCUGGUAAUUCCCUCGCCAAUGAGCUCAUCUAUCCGAACAUCGACAUCAAACAUGCGCGGCGCAACCCCCUCUUCCGAUUCUCCAACAUCCUCCGCGCGAGUAUCGAACGAGAAACACAAAAUCGCGGUUGGUGCAACUACUGCCGUCGCUACCAACAAGUGACGAUUCGCAAAACUAUCCACCGGAUGCCAUUGAUUCUUGUUCUCAACGCCGCGCUCACUAAUCCGUUGUGCCGCCGGUUAUGGGCAGUCCCCGGCUGGCUCCCCGAUGCUGUUGGUAUCAUAGUCGACUCGGGUGGACAGGUGUUAUGCUUCGAAGGCGAUGAGCUGCAGCUCCGAAUCCAAAACCAAACGCCCGGACUCGUGAUCUAUGAUUUAGUGGGUUUGGUUGCGGAGAUUGACAUUCCAGAACACCAAAAGCCGCAUUUGGUUUCUUUCGUCAAUGUCUCUCUUUCUGGACGUGAGGGCCAAACGCAAAGCAAAUGGCACUUGUUCAAUGACUUCUUGGUCACCGAGCUUGAUAGAGAUGAAGCACUUCGGUUUACUCAGCCAUGGAAGCAGCCUUGCGUUCUAGCUUUCCAAGUGAGAGACCCCCGACAUGUUGUCGAUGACUCAUGGAAGAGGCAUCUCGACAAAACUCUGCUGUUCCGCGAGUGGUCCCUGAACGGUGGCCGCCAGGUUGAUUCUUGCCAGAACCUGACUGAGGAAGAACAGCCACAGCCCGGGACCCCGGUUGCCCUCGAUACCGAAUUUGUCGACCUCGAAAAGGCCGAAAUUGACGUCAAGGCUGACGGCUCGCAAGAGAUGGUUCGCCCUAACAAGAGUGGCUUAGCCCGUGUUUCCGUGCUACGGGGAUUAGGUGUUCGAGAGGGAGUUCCUUUCAUUGAUGAUUACAUUACUAUCCGCGAGCCAAUCGUGGACUAUGUAACCCAAUAUUCCGGCAUCAAGCCUGGCGACCUGGAUCCGCGAACCAGCGAACACAAUCUCGUUCCGCUAAAGGCAGCCUACAAGAAAUUAUGGCUACUUCUAAAUCUUGGCUGUGUAUUUGUCGGUCAUGGCUUGGCGUCCGAUUUCCGCAAAAUCAACAUCCAAGUGCCAAAGGCCCAAACUGUGGACACGCAAUAUCUCUUCUUCCAUCCAGGGAAGAACCGCCGCCUGAGUUUAAGGUACCUUGCCUGGGCAGUUUUCAAGGAGUUCAUUCAAGAAGACCCCACACCCGACACACUCCAGGGUCAUGACUCCAUUGAAGAUGCUCGCAUGGCCCUACGUCUCUGGAAAAAAUUCCAGGAAUACGAAGACGCCGGCAUCGUCGCACAGAUGCUCGAAGAGAUCUUCCGCGAAGGUUCGAAACUGGGUUUCCGCCCACCCCCUAAGAAUGGCGGCACAGCUGCAGUCCUUUCCAGACCUGGCACCGCCGUCACUAUGCAGAAUGACAGUGGUCGCAAUACUCCUAGCACCCCCGACACCCGCCCCGUGGUCCCUGUCUCUGCCACCUCAGCGGUACCCAACUCUGGGCCGCCCAGUGCCCCUACUACCCCGCGUCAGGCUUUCCGGCGCUCUAUCGCUCUGACUCCGAGCAAUGGCAGCUUCUCCGGGCCCGGUGCCAGUGACUUCUUUGGGGGGAGUCCCCUUAGAUAG